ACAGAAAGGUGAAUAAUUUUAAAAGAGUUUGAUGUGAAUGUCCAAUCGAUCAAUAAAAUCAUAUCAUCACACACGCUAAACAGGACGGUUUACGCGUGUCAGCGCAGUGUUUUUAACCUCAAGCCUCGAACAGUUUUCCUUGUCCAUACCGGCCUGCCGAACGAGGGACGUUUGUUUGUUAUUGUUGAAUUGUUGAUAUUAUUUCUCCCUUCGCUGACGGAUCGCCCACAGUUGUGAUCCUAUCCCGGACCACACCAACACAAACCACAGCAUCCAAGACAACUCUCCAGCAGAACCGUUAGCAGGCAGUUGAACCGUCAUCUCCCUGUCAGAGAGGAUCGCGAGCACGCACAAUUAUUCCAGAGCGUAUUAUGAUUCUGGAGAAUCACUAUCACAUAUAUGUGGCACCGUAUCGCACAGGCAAAACAGGUACCCGGGACUGUUAAUCGGCGUCAAUUGCAACGAGAUAGCGAGUGAGUGCUGACACAUUCUUUCACGCUUGCCACCAGUUCCGUUGAAUGUGUUUCGGAAGUAGGGGAGAGAUACUAGUAUCCAGGGAAGUACAGAUCAGAUAGAUCAUAAGUAGAUCUUUUGCUGAAUAUUCUACGUGCAGUAUAUUUGUUGGAAGGGUCAGUCUAUCGAGAGGUCUAAUAUUAGGCAGACAGUGGAAGCAGAAGUGUGUGAGUGUUGGUGUAUAUGGACACAUCCAUUUGUGUGUCCAGUAUUGCACUAUCCGGACUACAAAUGUGCAAACAGGCAGUACAAUGAGGUGUCACACCAACAGCGGCAUCAAAAGUGCAAUGGAACUGGGUGUCGAUACACCGGCAACCAAACACGAUAAGGGAGUGUCUGUACCGGACAGCACGGAAGCCAGCGGUGGCUGCGCAUUAGGCAUCGACGAGCGUACUGGACGCCUUCACUGGUGUCCAGGGUAUAGGUUCGUGAAGAUCCUGUUCGUAAUACCAGCGGCGAUGCUUCCGAUCGGUUUGCUGUUUCUGCUGUUAUCUCGGUUUCAGGUGGUUGGAUCAGUUAGAUUAAGCGGCCAGCUGAAUGACCCAACGAGCAGCCUUGCUGGAUGCGGUGAGAUUGGAUACUUUACUGAGGAACAGCUUGCGGCCAACCACCUGCCGGAGGAGAUUGACUGGGCCGAACAGUCCGAUGAUACGGAUCGUCGCUGUCAACCGAUACCCGAAAAAGGACCAGGCGAAAGUGUCGACACAGAAGAUCGAGGAUUGUUACGGGGGAUCGUGAGAACUUCCUUUAUUCCUUCCGAACGCCACAUCUUGCCGGCUGAUUGUUUGGAAGAGCCACUUAUGAAGCAGCAACAACGACAACCGAUAGAAGAGGUAGAACAAGGUGCCGAGGAGCGACGACGUGCCCCAAGGUCACUUGCGUGGAUAAACGAUGAUAGGAGCAGUCCAGAAAGUGUACGCGCCGCCCAGGUUCAGAUCAUGAAACAGUACAUGGAUCCGCAGGCAGAUCCGUGUGAGGAUUUCUACCAGUAUGCCUGCGGUAACUGGGAUCGCGUUAAUCCGAUACCUAAGGACAAAGCCGCACUAGACACAUUCGAGCUGUUGCGCGAGAGUCUCGAUCUGGUGUUGAAGAACCUGCUGCUCGAGGGUGAACCGGCCGACUUGCACGAUAUAGAAAACGCACUGUCGACCGUACGCUCACCACAGGCUACGAAAAAGAUCACCACCACGACCGCAGCAACGGUACUGAUCGGUGCAACGACAGACGCACUGCAAGACACGAUCACGUCCGCAGAACAGUUGCAUCGCGUACGAAAGCGUGGCCGUGCCGAACGGAGCCGUACCCGGCGUGCUGUGCAAAAUAAGCUUAUCAUACGCUCCGCGCAAGUAAAGCGAGUCCGCAAGCGUGAACUACUUAUCAACGAUGAUGCCGAAAUGAAGGCGCGUCAUCUGUUCGUGUCCUGCAUGAACUACGAUCUGAUCAAGCAGCGCGGUUUGGAGCCGUUGCACACACUGCUACACCGUCUCGGUGGUUGGCCAGUGCUCGAACCGGACGCGUGGGAUGAGACUAACUUUGAUUGGCUCAAUCUGACCGCAGCAUUGCGGCGCUACAACAACGAUGUCCUGAUCGUCGAAUGGGUCGGACCAGAUAUUAAGAACUCCGAUGAGAAUAUAGUGCAGUUCGAUCAAACCUCGCUUGGACUGCCAACGCGUGACUACUACCUACAGCCGGGCAAUCGCAAAUAUCUGGACGCGUACCGACAGUUUAUGGUGGAGGUGAUCGGGUUACUCGGUGUGUCGACCGAAACAGCGCGACAGGCAACAGACGAAAUGAUCGAGUUUGAGACACAGCUGGCUAACAUCACUAGCACACCGGAAGAGCGCAACAACGUGUCGACACUGUAUCGCAAGCUGAUCCUGGAGCAGCUUCACGAAGAGGUGCCCGAAAUCGAUUGGACACGUUACCUCACCAUUGUAAUGGAGCGGCCUGUUAAUGGUUCGGACUUUGUCGUGAUGUUUGCGAUGGGUUACAUGCGCGAGCUGGUUGAACUGAUCGGUCAGACCGAGCCACGCAUCGUGGCCAACUAUCUGCUGUGGCGCUUUGUACGCCAUCGUAUCAACAAUCUGGACGAUCGGUUUCUUGGCGCAAAGCAACGCUUCUCCAACGCACUGUUCGGGCGUGAGCGGAAUCCUCCACGCUGGAAGAACUGUGUGACGCAGGUAAACGCCAACAUGGGCAUGGCAGUGGGAGCAAUGUUUGUACGGCGUUACUUUGACGAAAACAGUAAACGGGACACGCUCAAGAUGACGCACGAACUACAAGAAUCGUUCCGUGAAAUUCUCGAACAGACUAGCUGGAUCGAUCCGCCAACCAGACGGCUCGCUGAGCAGAAGGUGAACGCAAUGUCGCUACGCAUCGGCUAUCCCGAUUUUAUUCUCGAUCCGCGUCAGCUUAACGCACGCUACGCCACCCUUGAGAUCCAUCCGGAUCACUACUUUGAGAACACGCUGAACGUGCUCAGCCACAUAAGACGCACCGAUCAGGAGAAGCUUGGCCAACCGGUAAAUAAAACGGCCUGGCAUACGGCACCGGCCGUUGUCAAUGCGUACUACAGCCGAAACAAGAAUCAGAUCAUGUUCCCGGCCGGCAUAUUGCAGCCCCCGUUCUAUCAUCGCCAUCUACCGAAGGCGAUCAACUACGGUGGCAUCGGAGUCGUUAUUGGGCACGAGCUGACGCACGGUUUCGACGACAAGGGUCGGUUGUUUGAUCGCGACGGCAACCUGUACCGCUGGUGGAGCGAUCAAGCGAUCGAAGCGUUUCACGAACGAGCUGCCUGUCUGGUGCAGCAGUACAGCCGGUACACGAUCGACGAGGUCGGCGUGCAGCUGGAUGGUGAGAAUACGCAGGGUGAAAAUAUUGCCGACAACGGUGGCAUUAAGCAAGCGUUCCUUGCCUACAACAAAUGGCUCGCCGUGCAAACGGACCGGGCUGUGCUGGAGGCGGAAAUGUUGCCCGGUCUGAAUGUUACACGGACGCAGCUAUUUUUCCUCAACUUUGCACAGAUUUGGUGCGGUGCGAUGCGUCCCGAAGCUACGCGCAACAAGCUCAAAACGGCAGUCCACAGUCCGGGAAGGUUCCGGGUCAUUGGUACACUAUCCAACUCGGAGGACUUUGCGCGCGAAUACCAUUGCCCGGUGGGAAGCUUCAUGAAUCCGGCCGACAAGUGUAGCGUUUGGUAGCGUUUGGGUAUAGGUCACGGUUUCAAUGAAAGUGCGUUGUAUAUAACUCUUAUGUAAGCAGAUAGUUGUCACUAGAGAAGCACAUCGGUGUGGUACUGGAGCACCAGCGGACCAUACGUGUGAGAUCCGCUUACACUAUAGCGUGUAACGUUUCGAUCAAACAGAUCGAUCGCUUGUCUACAUGAUGAAUAUGCACGUGAGUUGUGUGCUGAUUGAGUAAUGAUUCGGUAGCUUCGCACUGCUUGCCAUCGUCACUAUAAGCCACUAUUUAAUUGAAAUCAAUUUCAAAAACCCGUCAGUGGAUUCACUCGACCGAUUCUCGGGCGACAUCUUGUACCGCAGGCUGCCCCAUUACCCCACCACUAGCGGCUGUUAUCCAAUUUAUCUGCCGUAGAUCAAUUUCACCGAGGUCGAAUCGUUUCCCGACUAGUGUACGGUAGCUGAGCUAACGUUCUCCACCAAGCUCGACGUUCAGCGAUGGUUCAACGAUGGUUAAACGAUUAGAUUAAGCACACCUUGCGACAAACGAGUGGACGUAUCUUAAGUGAGGUGGGUUUAUAAAGUUAUCAUCAAUCAUCGAGUCCAACCUCGGGCAUCCUGCAUCCGAUUUAUUCCCGCGCGUAUGGGAAUGGUAGGUCCAUGAGGAAAAGCAAUUCCACAGCCCUAAUUCUGGGUUGCAUAAUAUUAGCCGUUCGCUUUAAGUACCUGAACCACAAGACCGCAUGUAGGAGUACUUUUCACAUCUCAAAAUUAUGAAAUAGAAGAAAAGUUUUACUCGCCAA
Molecule: messenger RNA, 4495 nt
Organism: Anopheles funestus (African malaria mosquito)
Lineage: Eukaryota; Metazoa; Arthropoda; Insecta; Diptera; Culicidae
Gene: Nep4
Product: neprilysin-4
Exons: 1
Coding region: 765-3713 (982 amino acids)
Biological process (GO): protein processing
Cellular component (GO): plasma membrane
Molecular function (GO): metalloendopeptidase activity
Source: RefSeq, a predicted model, not a curated record